AUGAGGGAGUCCAACUUCUGCAACCCCGCCCAGAACAAGGCGAGCGUCUGCAUCUCAUCUGCCGUCUAUGAUCGCAGAGCUAUCGACUGCACCGCCACAUUGCCACUCAUCAACUCGCUCAAUCAUCUCGCAUACCUUACCUCGACCUCGCCACGCAUCCGAGAAAUGGUCACACUAGAUGGAGGUCUCGAACGUCUCAUUCGCAUCCUGCGUACCGUGCCCAAAACGCCCUCUCCCCAGGCUCGUGCCUUUUCCAUCAAGGAGAUGCAGGCCGUCUGGAAGUGGAGCCUCGCCUUUCAGUGCGUCGUCAACAUUGGCGUGCGCGGCAGCGAGAGCGUCAGGACCCGUGUGGUCGAGGCAGGCAUGGUGCCCGUCACCAUCCGCGUGCUCGAAUCGUACCUCCGCAGCAUGGACCGACUCAAAGAUGAUCGACGCAGGGAGGCCCUGCUGCAACACCAGCGUCACGAAGCACGUCGGGAGGAGCGUUCACAUCGAGAACGCGCCGAGCCCGCCUCCACCUCUCACGCUCAUCUCGCCCCGGUCAACGACGACGACCGCGCGCGGCGACAUCAUCCCUCGAACGAUGCCAUGCCUCAGGCACCGACUCGUAUGGAUGCAACCUACACCACCGCUGCUGCUGCUGAAGUACGGUCAGACUCGCAUCGCCUAGCAGAGACCUUGCAGACGGCUCGUACCGGAUCCGUUCCGCCCACUACGCGCGACCGUCUGGUCACAGAGACGCGGCCUACCACUCCGCUCGAGGAUCCCGUCUCGGCACGGCGCUCAUCCGUGUUUGCCGACAUGGAAGCCCAAAGCAGCGUCGACGACUUCCUCCCACCACAGGCUUCACCAAUGCCCGUGGUCGAUGCUGAUGAAGCGCAUGCCACCUUGCCAUUGAUCGAUGCCAUCGACCCUCUUUCCCUCUCUUCAUCUGGCAGCGCGUCUGCCGUCGCGCCCGAUGGUACGCCUCGAGCUUUGUCAUCUGCGCAGGCACAGAACACCAACCUCAUGGCGGUCAGCUCCUCAGACGACUUACGUAGCCAUGCAGCGGAAGCGAGCGGAAGCGGCUCGGACGGCGCCGAGGAUGCCGAGAUGUUUGCAGACGAUGCGGACGACAGCGAGGUCGACGUGGUUCAGUCUUCCGCUACACGCUCGAUCGACUCGGACCACAUGCCACCCAAUGCUGAGGGCGAGAUCGGCGUCGACGAUGAUCUGGAGGAGCGCCGAACGCCACGCCCCGCUCGCCGCGCCUUGGCCCCCUUGUCUGGCCACGAUGUGCCAGAGCGCUCCGCCCAAAGCUUUGUCACGCCCAACAGGCCGACGAACGCAACAGCGCCGCCCCUGUUCGAGCGACAGGACACUGUGCGACCCUCGCGUGACUUUUCUACCACGUCUGGGUCCCGAGAUGCCACCUCGACGAACUUGGCUUCGACGGCGCUCGCCGAACAGGUUGGCUCGCAAGACGCUAACAGCCAUCACAGCUCUCUCUUUGAUCGACAGCUGCACGUCGAGCACUCGUCGCGUCAGCCAACUGAGCAAACGCGUGCACAGCCGGAUGGGUCACAAUCCAGGCCCCCUCUUCCUUUCCAACAGCAGCCGCAGCAUCACCACCAUCAUCAUCAUCAGCAGCAACAGCAGCCACAACACCUCCACCACCAUCACCACCACCACCACCAUAACCACCAUUCACAGCAUCCAGAACAGGCAGUCAGAGCUCACCAUGUUCACCACCAGCAAGGUAUCCAGGUGACCCGUCAGGACGUCCAACAACAGCACCAGCACCGGGAGGCUGCUUCACGCGACGAAGCCCGUCCCGCAGCUCAUAGAACUACGCAGCCUACAGCUGCGGAUGCAGCUGCGGCGCACCCGGCCAUCGUGCAGCUCAACAAUCUCGCCGACACCAACGCGCGCGCCGGCAUCGACGUGGUAUACCGCGAGGAAGAGGUGCUGCUUAGCUUGCAGUUGCUGGCCUACCUCUCCAAAUACGCGCAUGUUCGCAUACUCUUCCAUUCCAGCGACUUCACUGGAGCCUCGCUCAUGGGCCCUCUGGACGCGCUCAACGAAGAGCUUGAACAAGCUACCACGCGCAACAAGAGCUGGGACCCGUCCGAGCCUCCGCGCCGCAACGUGUUUUCCAUUGCCGAGAAGUUCACACUGCGUUCCUCGCGCAGUUCGGCUGCCUACCCGGCGCCUCGGCUCACCAUGGAGAUCCAGUACUGGGCUGGCGUGAUAAUGCGCAAUGCGUGUCGCAAGGACGAGUCGCGAGGCGGCAUCCGUCAGUGCGCCAACAUGCUGUGUGGCAAGUGGGAAGAGUAUCCUCGCGAAUUCGCCAAGUGCCGACGCUGCCGCAAGGCCAAAUACUGCAGCAAGCAGUGCCAGAGCAAGGGCUGGCAGAUGGGCCACCGCUAUUGGUGCAGUGCCAAGGCAGACGAAGGCGAGGCCAAGGACAAGGAGCGCGAAAAGGUCAGCGAGCCUCAUCGGGCAGGCCGCCAAGAGGACGAGGGCGGCGCUGCUCCGCAUAUCGUGCCCAUGGCUGUGCACGAGGCAGGACACCCUGGCUUUGCAGGCGCACUGCCCAACGACACAGCGGAUGUGCUUCGCGAUCCUGGUGCGCAACGACUCGCUCGCACGGAAGAUAUCCACCUUGAUGGGCUAGACGACAAUGAUGCCAAUCGUAGGCGGUGGCCGCUAGCUGGAGACGCUGGCCGGGAGUCUCAUGGCCCGUCCCAUCCCCGCGACGGGCGAACUCGCAGCAGCUCUCGGACGGAUCUGGGCUUGUCCGCAUCUGGGCACGCCGAUGUACGAGCAGCGCGCACUCAACCUCUUGGAUUUGAACCAGCUCAACGUCGAGCUCCUUCGAAUGGAACAGGCGUAAGCGCCGGCGCAUCGACCAUGAUCAGCUCUGCCGUGGACACGCGCGGUCUUGCGGACGCUCAGCGCGACGGCUCGUCACGGAUAAAUCGCCUUGAGCCGGAAUCCUCCACCUCUGCAGGCAUGGGCGUCGGAAACAGGCUUGCUGCUAGUGGGAGCGAGGACAACGACGCGUGGAUGGGCAGUACACCUGAACCAGGUGCUCCGCGCCUUGGCAUGAUGCCAUCACCCUACACAGGCACGACAACGGGGGAAGCCGGACCUUCGACAGCCUCGCCGUGGUACACCACAGGACGUGACGGAGUAGCGGAUGGCUUGGCCAGUGCAUCGAGUGCCUUUGCAUCCAACGCGUCGUCGCCUUCGCGAAGCUCGAUUGUCGACAGCCCUGCGCAGGCGCCUCGAGCGGCUCGUCGUGGUGUUGUGCCUGGCUCCUUGGGCCUGCCCACGACGAUGCUGCGGCAAGACUUGCGCGACCGAAGGGUGACGAGCUUGGCGAGUCUGGACACGGUUGAUGGCUCUGACGUGAGUGAGGACGAGACGGAAGGCCGACUCGCUCAAACGCAGGGAAUUCUACCGGCCUUUGCCGCGGCUGCUGCUGCUGCCGGGCUACGAGCCCGCGAAGGCGAGGCGCCGCCACGCGUACCUCAGAGGACAGAUCUUGCAGGAAGACCGUUGCCGCCGCCCGUGAUUGCGUCUCAAAACGGCGAAGAGGAUGAACUUGCACUGGGCGGGCGCGCUACACCGGGUGCAGCAGGUGAGCAAGACUUUGCAACGGGUGAGAUCGACCAGAUGCUGGGUCACUGGGCCACCCGACGUCCAGGAGCCAUCGGUGGGCCACAACAUCGACUGGCGGAGGUGCGCGCGGACGUGCCGUCCCCUGAGCGCUCCUUAUCGCCCGAAGCAGGCACGUACGGGGCUGUCGCCGACGCCUCGGAAGCCAACAUGGGCGCGCGAUCGGACGACGAGGAGCUCGGAGCCACAUCGAGAGCGGCGAGAUACGCAGGUCUGUACGGUCAAGUACCUUUUCCCGCUGGGAUCGUGCGCGGACAGACGCCGCAACCGCACCAUCGACUGCAUCAACAACGGUCCGCCAGCGGGUUCAGCCAGUUUGGCACGCAUGGGACGCGGUUCGGCUAUGGCGAGUCGAUGGGCGAGCCCUCAACGCUGCAAGCGUACCGUCCGUCGAUGGUGUCGUCUCCGCUUGCACAGACGCCGCUGCGCCGAACGAGCGGGCAGAACAUCGACGAUGCGUCGAUGAACGUGGUGAGGAAUCUGGAACAUGCUGCUCAGAGUCUCAGGCAGGUCAGCCAGGGACCGGCAAGCAGCAGCAACAGCAGCGUGGUCUAUGACAGCGAGGACGUUGCCAUGAUGAACGACACUGGCUCGGAGCAAGGAUCGCGGCUUGCGUCAUUUGAGGACGAGGUGCUGCAGGAUGCCGACGACCGCGAUGACAUUAGCAUGGAGCUUUGA
This is a messenger RNA of Sporisorium graminicola, 4341 nucleotides long. RefSeq lists its product as uncharacterized. Gene Ontology annotation, cellular component: MUB1-RAD6-UBR2 ubiquitin ligase complex. The coding region runs from base 1 to 4341 and encodes 1446 amino acids. The record is from RefSeq and is a predicted model, not a curated record. Lineage: Eukaryota; Fungi; Basidiomycota; Ustilaginomycetes; Ustilaginales; Ustilaginaceae. Gene Ontology annotation, biological process: establishment or maintenance of cell polarity; ubiquitin-dependent protein catabolic process. The transcript is spliced from 2 exons.